UUGAAUGUGAGAAAAUUGGAAGGUUCGGAGGGCGAGCAGCAGACAUCCCCAGCGACUGCUCGUCGACCAAGUCCGAAGUCCACCUUCCUCCAUUCACGCCAUCUUCCCCACAGUCAUCCAACAGCGGGCAGUCUCUGUCGUGCAGGGCAUUUUCCAGGGCUCGAGAGACGCAUUCAGCUCAAACAUCCUUGGGGAAAUCGGUGCUUCGAAUCACCGCAACAGGCUACUGCGGCCCUAACAUGUCUGCCGCUCAGAAGGAGAUGAUGACGGCUGCGCUGGUCUCUGCUCGACAUGCAGCAGCAGCAGCGGCAAUCACAGCGCCAUCAGCCUCACCACGAGCCCUCGCUCUCGGACCACGCGUAAACAUGACCGAGGAUGAGGAAGCGAGCACGAGUGGCGCAUCUACAUUGAGCUCGAGAGAGAGGAGGCGGAGCAGAGCUUCGAGGUUCGGAACAUUGUCUCCUCAGAGAGCCGCUGCUAUUCCGUCAGAUCUUGCAGAAGCCAUAGCCGGUUGGAGACAAGCCACGCCAGAAGCGAUCUCUUCUCGAUCUAAGCGCAGAGCAGGCGCUCUGUCUGCUCACUCGCACCUUGCAGGGGCAGAUUCCGCGGUGAGGUAUGCCACACUGCUCACCCUCACACAAGAUCUGGCUUCUAGAAUAGGCGGACCCUUCGGAUGGACUCCGGCAAGCGUGUUCGACUACAAUGCAGGAGUCGGAGAAGGACUGUGGGCGGUGGAGAAUGCUUGGCCAGGUGCUGUACAGAGGUUCGAUGGGCUCACCAACGGUCCGCUAGCCAGACUCGGCUCCAGCUUGCUGCGCGAUCUGCCAGAAGAUCACGCGCUGAGAAGGCUCGAAGAAGAAAAGAAGGCUCGUUUCCACACUACUUCCGCCCGAAGCCAUGCGCAGGCGUUUGGAAGACGUGAGCGCGGAGCAGCUAGGGAUGCGGAAGAGGAGGAGCAAGAAGCUAGUUUCGAUGCUGCUGUAGAGUCGACCUCUUCUUCUGCCCCAUCAAAUACGCUCGCCAUCCUGCCAUAUGCUCUCAGCGCGCUUUCUAGCGACAAUGCUCGCUCGGCGCUGCUGAGGAAGGUCUGGGAGUCCGGAGCACAAAUGAUCCUCGUUGUGGAAGAAGGCGAUCACAGAGGUUUCGCGUGCGUGGCCAGCGCAAGGGAAGAACUGUUGGCUCUUGGCAACGACCCUCCUCGUGCGGCGGCCAAUGUUGACGAAGAUGAGGUGCUUAUGCUGGGCGGUCAGAAGUUCUAUGCGCAAAGGAGCGAAAAUGUAGCUGCUGAAGAUGGCGAGGACGCGGAGACCGGACGUGCAUCAGGUGCGCACGUCGUGGCGCCGUGCCCACAUGACGGACCCUGCCCGCUGUUGCACGACUUUCAGCCACCACCUCUCGGCAACUCUUCUUUUCGUGGCAAGUCGAAGCUGCAAGUCUGCGCCUUUCCUGCUCGGGCCACCCUUCCGCUCUGGGUGGCCCGUAAUCGAAAGCGGCAAGAGGAGAGCAGCAGAUACUCGUACGUAGUCGUCGCCAGAGGCCCUAGACCUCAGCGCACAACUGCGCAAGACGCGACUCAGCUUCCUGCAACGGAUACCUUGGGCUCGUCUCAAAAUCUAGAAGCUCAGCUGGUGGCUGACGCGGGCAAUGCGCACAGAACAAAGGUCGGCAUACUCGAAGCGCUGAGAAGGAGCCCCAGUCGCCUUCCGACAGAUGUGGUCGUGGAAGGGAGCGCGCCCGCACCUUCAUCCUCCGAAGAUGCAGAUCCUGCCGCUCGUCUUUCCAGCGUCCUAGAGGCUCAGACGGAGAUCGAGGCUGGGGCCGGAGACACCACUUUGCAGUCGAGCGCCUCCAAUCGGAGCCAGCUUUCAAGUCUUCUGGAGGCAGCCAUGCGCAGAGAAGCUACCCGUGCAGGCGAAGAGGUCGACGAAGAGACUCUCAAGGCUGCCCUGGCUCAGGCGAAUGCUCAGGGCGUGUGGCAAGACUCUGCGAGUUUUGCGGAGCACGAUGACGAGAUUCAAAGGGAGGUGCAGGACGAAGAAGCAGAGCAAUUCGCGAGCAAUGACGCCUUCAUAGCUGCACAAGGAGCCGAGAUCAACGCGCCCAGCUCCGCCCAGAUCCUCUCCGCUUUCAAAGAGCUCUCUGGACGUUCAGCUUCUGCGCCUGCGGAGGUUGCUUUCCGCGACAUUGAUGUCGAGGCAGAAGAUGCGGAAGAGACCGAGAUAGUGGCACAGCGCUUGUCGAGGGCUAGAAUAGCUGGCGACGAAGUAGCGGAGGAGCAGGAGCUGCUCAGCUCCCUUGAGGAGGACUUUAGCGUCGCGGAUGAAGAGGCUAUGAGGAGAGAAGCGUUUUACUGGCCACGACUUGUGUUGCCUCCGCUGAAGAAGGGAGGACAUGUAUGUUUUGAUGCCUGUAUGGCUGAAGGCACCAUCUCUCGCUUCACGCUACCAAAGUCAGCAGGGAGACAAGCAUAUCACGAUGCUCGCAAAGCUUCUUGGGGAGAUCUCUUUCCUCAUCCGUCCGUCAAGGCGAUGCAAGAAAAGGUGCCAGCAGCAGACACCUCCUCUCGAGCUCCCAUCCCUCGCUCAGAACAGCGCAACGCGCACGGCAAAAAGAUCAAGAAGGAGCUGCUCUCUUCAGCUGCUGCUAUCGGAGCUGACAUUGUCGCAGCGCAUCCAAAGUACCAGUCAACGAGCUCGCAGCAGGGAGAGGCAAAGACUGGCGAAGUGGAGAUGAGCUUCGGAGAGAGACGCAAGAAGGGCAGGAGGUGGGAGAGCGAGCGCGAUGUGGAGUUGCGCCUCAACGCGCGCGAGAGCAGAAAGCGUAGCUUGGGCGACUUGGAUCGCGAGAUUUUUGGAUGAUGGUCGGUCUGCGCUACGCAAGGACUCACAAGCCUAUCAAUGCGUCACGCUCACAGAAACGGAUCGCUCAAGCAGCUGAAAAUACGUCGAGGGAGCAAUUCGCAUCAUUUGAUUUACUUGCGCGGGAGCUGCAGUACGAGAGGCGUAGGUAGUACAAGGUUUCCGGUGCGGGUCGGCGAGCAUAGAUAGACAAGUACUUUGCAAACGAAAUCCAUCAGGCGGAGGAGCGGCU
Messenger RNA from Ceraceosorus guamensis, 3090 nucleotides. RefSeq lists its product as hypothetical. The record is from RefSeq and is a predicted model, not a curated record. Gene Ontology annotation, cellular component: mitochondrial small ribosomal subunit. Gene Ontology annotation, molecular function: methyltransferase activity; structural constituent of ribosome. The transcript has 3 exons. Bases 240 to 2858 code for a protein of 872 amino acids. Lineage: Eukaryota; Fungi; Basidiomycota; Exobasidiomycetes; Ceraceosorales; Ceraceosoraceae. Gene Ontology annotation, biological process: translation.